Dioszegia hungarica is the source of this 738-nucleotide messenger RNA. RefSeq lists its product as uncharacterized. The record is from RefSeq and is a predicted model, not a curated record. Lineage: Eukaryota; Fungi; Basidiomycota; Tremellomycetes; Tremellales; Bulleribasidiaceae. Bases 1 to 738 code for a protein of 245 amino acids. The transcript has 3 exons.
AUGGACUACGGUGACAUACGUAUCGGGUAUGCUGUAGCUUAUGCCCACACACCAGCGACCUCCUCUGCCGAACCUGAGCCCGACCAACCCACUAUCUCCGGACACAACCCCCGCACCCUCCUCUAUCGCCUCUACUACUCGCGCGAUUUCCGGACCUCCGACGCGACCCGCGAAGCUAUCAUCCAGCAUGUCCUGGGCGGAUGGCCAGGAUAUACCCAUCGGGGCUAUACAUCUCCGUCGGACUGGAUCUCAACGACCGAGUCCCUCGACUGGGCUAUAUGGGAGGUGGCGCGCAGGCUGGUCGUAUUGAGGCGAAAAGAGGUGGGAUUGGCGCUCAUCCACCGGAAUAUACGGUACGAUAGGGGAUAUAAGGGGAACAGGAACGUGGUGGAGUCGGCGCAGGAGGCGAUAGAGGGGUAUGGGGAGGAUUACUGGCUGGAUGAGGACCAGAUGGCUGCGCUCAACUUUUCGAGGGCGAGCUCAGAGUAUGUCCAUUUGGGGAGGAUCUUCAGGCGGGAUAUUGCGGUAUCCAACAUCUGGACAGCUGCUGCACCGGCUUAUGGAUUGACCGAUUCAUUCAUGCAGUCCUAUCUCAAGCCGUCCAAGCAGUGGCCGCGCAAGGGCGGAUGGCUUGAAUGUCUCAUCUUCGACCCCACUGAGCCAUUCAGCGUGGCCAAGGCGAAGAUAGCAGCGCGAAGGGAUCAGCUGGAGCGGUCAAGGCGGCCACCAAGGCGGUAA